Messenger RNA from Momordica charantia (bitter melon), 723 nucleotides. The record is from RefSeq and is a predicted model, not a curated record. Lineage: Eukaryota; Viridiplantae; Streptophyta; Magnoliopsida; Cucurbitales; Cucurbitaceae.
AUGGCCGGAGGCAUGUUCUUCCAUGCCGUGUGGGCCGUCGCGAUCGCCGUGGCAGCGGUGGCAGCCGGCGUUUCUGCGGAAGGCACACUCGGAGUGAACUGGGGAACGGUAGCGACGAACCCAUUGGACGGGAGCAUCGUGGUGCAGUUGCUGAAGGAUAAUGGAAUAAAAAGAGUGAAGCUUUUCGAUUUGGAUUCCGCGGCUAAUCUAUCUGUCUUGGCUGGUACCGGAAUUAAGACCAUCGUCGGCAUCCGUAAUGAGCUCCUUGAGACAUUUGCAACCGAUUACAACCUUGUCAAAGAUUGGGUUAAGCAAAAUAUUUCCACUUACAUGGGUGAAGGGGGUGUUGAUAUAAUAUACAUCGCCGUAGGAAACGAACCAUUCUUGGGGAAUUACCAAGGGAAGUACGUCAAUACCACAUUCCCGGCCAUGCAAAAUGUACAAAAGGCUCUGGAAGCUGCCGGACAUAGCGACAAAAUCAAAACGCAGAAUCAGAAUCCGGAGGCGUGCGAUUUUGGAGGGGCGGCCAAGAUUGUGACCAAGAAUGCAACAGUAGGGGACUGCUUGUUUCAGAUACAGAUUAUGAGGGCUGCGAGUGAGAGCCCGAGCCCGAGUAGAAAGGCUGGCGGAAGCCCGAGCGACAGCGCUGGAGAAAGGUUGAGGAUCGGGGCGGCGUCCGCGGUGGUUGGGCUUAUCUUCACCCUAUUUGCAUAUUUGGUUUAG